This is a messenger RNA of Aspergillus mulundensis, 405 nucleotides long. RefSeq names its product cytochrome c oxidase subunit VIa. The transcript is spliced from 5 exons. Gene Ontology annotation, molecular function: enzyme regulator activity. The record is from RefSeq and is a predicted model, not a curated record. Gene Ontology annotation, biological process: mitochondrial electron transport, cytochrome c to oxygen. Gene Ontology annotation, cellular component: mitochondrial inner membrane. NCBI's taxonomy places the organism in Eukaryota, Fungi, Ascomycota, Eurotiomycetes, Eurotiales, Aspergillaceae. The coding region runs from base 1 to 405 and encodes 134 amino acids.
AUGAUCCCCCAGCGCAGUGUCCUUCGCCUCGCCCAGCGUUCCGCUCCGGUUCGCUCUGCCAUCCAGCGCCGCUUCAACAGCACCGACAAGCUGCCUUCCUGGGCCGUUGACAACGAGUUCAACCGCGAGCGAGCUGCCGUCAAGCACCACGCCGCUUCCACCAGCAGUCUCUGGCUGAAGCUCUCCAUCUUCGCCGUCAUUCCCUGCCUCGUCGGUGGUGGCUACAACGCCUACGUUCAGUGGCACGAGCACUGGGAGCACUGGGAGCACAUGACUCCUCUGGAGGAGCGCACCGAGUACCCCUACCAGAACAUCCGCACCAAGAACUUCCCUUGGGGAGACGGUGACAAGACCAUCUUCUGGAACUCCAACGUCAACUACCACAACAAGGACAAGACUUCCUAA